GAGCUUGGCGGCCGGAGCGGCGGCGGCGGCCGAGUGGCGGGAUGGCGGGCGCCGUGAGCGAGGCGCGCUUCGCGGGGCUGUCGCUGAUGCAGCUGCACGAGCUGCUGGAGGACGAUGCCCAGCUCGGCGACAUGGUGCGGGGGAUGGAGGAGACGCAGACUGUUCAGCAUAACAAAGAGAUGACACUGGCUAGCAACCGGAGCCUGGCAGAGGGAAACCUUUUGUACCAGCCCCAACUGGAUGCUCAGAAGGCGCGCCUGACCCAAAAAUACCAGGAACUCCAGGUUCUCUUUGAGGCCUAUCAGAUAAAGAAGACCAAACUAGAUAAACAAUCUAACAGCGCUUCCUUGGAGACGCUGUUAGCGCUUCUUCAAGCAGAAGGGGCCAAGAUUGAGGAAGACACUGAGAACAUGGCAGAGAAGUUUCUGGAUGGAGAGCUUCCUCUAGAUGCCUUUAUUGAUGUCUACCAGAGCAAGCGGAAGCUGGCACACAUACGACGUGUCAAAGUGGAGAAGCUCCAGGAGCUGGUGCUGAAGGGACAGAGACUCCCACAAGCCGGGGUCCCACUUCCACCCCGGGUGCCCGAGCCAUCACCUGCCACCGCCCUUCCCUACCCACCUCUGGAGGCCACUGGGCUCCCUUCUGUUGUGCCUCGGCGCAUCCCCCCACCUCCACCCCCGGUGCCUGCAGGACACGUAGCCACCCCGUUCACUGCUGCCAUGGGCUCAGGACAGGCUUCUGCGUACCCAGGAUUACAGUGCCCACCUCUGCCUCCCAGAGUGGGCCUCCCCUCUCAGCAAGGAUUCUCCACACAGUUGGUGUCACCGUACCCACCAGCCCUGCCCCAGAGACCCCCUCCACGGAUGGCUCCUCACCAGCCAGGCUUCAUCCUGCAGUGAGCUCAGGGGCCUACUCUUCCUUCAAGACAUCCUCUGCCUGCCGUGCCGAGCUCUGCACACACAGGCUGUGAGGUUCAGCUUCUGGGCCAAGGGCUUGGAUGCCCUGGGCCAGUGUGUCCGUCUGACUUUAGAACUGUAGGUCCGUGGUAAGUAAGUAAUAGAGAGCCGGUUUUGUGCACCAAGGGAGCUCUGUUUGUACCAGGCCAGUCAGCAUCACAUCGGUCUGUGUUCUGGGUGUGAUUUCUGAGUGUCUAGUGUUGUUGAUGGACUCGUGCAUUUGGAAAGAUAAACCUCCCCCCUCCAAUUUAGAAUCAUGGCCCUCCUGUUGCAGCUUUAUUUAAUAAGCAUGAUUAAUUAUGUCUGUUUUAUUUUCAAGUCUUGGCCCACCAGCUGCUGUGGCACUAGUAAAGGCUGGUCUACAGCGGCCAGCCGGAGCGUGUGCCGGUGCCCAGGCCAUGCUGGGCAGCUAUGCUGUUCAUUGAAUCUGUGCAGGGCAGGGCAUCACAGUGACCUCGUGUUCCCGCCAAGCUGGAUGCUUUCAUGGUUCCAAGUCACAGGCAGAAUUUGCACUUGGCUGCUGUGUGCAGAGGCCAGGAGAGCUGUGGCCCUGGGGGUGAGGCCAGUGUGUUGCACAGUACAGCCCUCAGCCCUCCCCUCACACCGUCAAGCCGCAUGACGGUUUCUGUGAAAAAAAUACUCAGUGUUUUUACUACACUUGUAAUUUUCCUGUUUUAUAUUUCAAAAGAAAACUUUUUUGACACUCUCAAGACCAUUCAGGGAAACUUUUUUAAAAAUGCAGAUAGACUGUUUUGAGUUGGUUAAAAAUGCAGAUUUAUUGAGUGCCGCUUCCUGUCAGGCGAGCAGUGCGUGGUCACAUCCGUCCGUGGCCGUGCUGUGCCUUAGCUUCACCUGGUGCCAGGGCUCAGAUGCCUGCAGCGUGCCAGCCACAGCUGCCCUACAGAGCCGUUAGGCGGGGCCUAACAGGCCACAUCACUUUGUGACAGGUCAGAAAGGGUCCCUCCUCCUCCAACCAGGAUGACUUAGGCAGCUGGCUGUGCUGCAGGUGUCGGCCAAGGCACGGAAUGGGUUUGGGGAAGGCCCACCCCACAGGAUUGGCGGCAGCAGCUCCGUCCUCUCUGGGACCUCAUCUGCAGGUGCCCCAUGUGCAGAGUUCCCAAGGCCCAGCCGGGGAGGGGCAGUCCCACACCUGUUCUGCGAAGAGGGCUGCGCGACUGUUGGUAGAACUCAGAACCCCCUCCACCCUGCCAGCUGGCUGCAGCCCAGGGCAACAGUCAAGGCAGCGCUGGUUAGAGCCUGUCCCAGCUGGGCCACCGGCAGGACCAUCAGCCUUUGUCCCCAAGUCAUCCUAUAUUCCUCAUCACGGAUUUGGACUCUGUACCCUACUGGAACUAUUCUGUAGAGACAAAGCUGUAUGUGCCACCUCAAUACCUCUGCCACCAGCUGCCACCAGGAACGCCCACUGCCCAGUCCUGGGCUGCAGCCACAUGGGAGCUCCAGGUGGAUGUAGGAAAGGGGCUGCCAGGCUGACCUUGCCGGGCCAGAGCUGGCACCGUGGCUGUAAAGGUGUAGACCUCUUAAUAAAUUGAGAAUUAUUAAUUUC
Molecule: messenger RNA, 2520 nt
Organism: Rattus norvegicus (Norway rat)
Lineage: Eukaryota; Metazoa; Chordata; Mammalia; Rodentia; Muridae
Gene: Vps37b
Product: VPS37B subunit of ESCRT-I
Exons: 4
Coding region: 42-899 (285 amino acids)
Biological process (GO): protein transport; multivesicular body assembly; viral release from host cell
Cellular component (GO): plasma membrane; endosome membrane; ESCRT I complex
Molecular function (GO): calcium-dependent protein binding
Source: RefSeq, marked provisional